AUGACAUCGCCGACCAUCCUCCCCGUCGACACCAUCAUGCGCGUUAAGAAUCGAGACACCUCCCUUAUACAGCCGGAAGAGAACGGAACAAGAAAGAUUUCUCUAGGCUUGUUAAGCCCGCCCACUUCGAUCUCGUCUAGGAGCAUCUCGUCCACAAGCAGUUCCAGUCAAUCUUCGACAUCAACCACCACGCGAUUCAUCUCGACACCAACACACUUCAACUCUCCACAGACGAACGAAUUUCUUGGUCUUACUCAAGGCAAAGCCUUGGAGCUCUUUAAGAGCAGGCGCGACAAAGAGAAAGAGAUUGGAGCACCCAUCUCUAUAGAAAGAUGGGUGAUCGACUAUGUCGUCGCAAUCUGUGAAGAUGCACAAGAUUCCGCCGAUGACUGGGUGAAGUUCAUGGAAGAGGCUGGGAUUAAGAAGGAAGUACAGCUUGCCAUCAUGAGAGAAGAGCAUGCAACCAUACGCGGGAUUCAGUCACUGUCUUACUGGCUCGAAGAGAUCAUCGAGACGAACUAUCUUGCCCUCGUAGACAUGAACGCCCGCAUACUAGAAGAGUUGGCUCCUUCAUCGGGAGUAAAUCUGAGAGGAGGAGCAGGAGAUGAAUACACGGUCCCUCAAAUGCCUGGUGGUCAUCUCGCUCUGUACAAGAGCGUCGAGUUCCGAAGAUGCGAAGGUGUCAUCUCUGAAGAUGGAUCAGUCGAUUUGGCACGUCUAGAAUCGACCGGACCAACCGAUUUCGCGAGAAGAGGUGGUUUGUAUUUCACGAAUCAGCUAUGGGUGGCCAAACAUUACGCGAAUCUAAUCAAAGAUGCCUGUCCAGUCGCAGACCGCCGGACCGUGGAGCUGCACGUCCCGCUAUCUCACUUGGAGAAGAUGAAGGUGUGGAAUUUGCGAUUCGAGGACGAAGCCUUCAAGCAACUUUUAUUCUUCUCGAGACGCGAUACAAAGUACCCUAAACACAUAUCGCAGUUACGUGCAGCGCAUGGGAUAAUCUCAGGACCUAUUGGUCAUGUCCACAAUCUGGCUUUCCGAAAGAUGUCGAGUUGGGAACUGAUCACAGAAAAGCAUCAGCUACAGGAGAAGGAAAAGGUUGAGGACAACAAAGGAAACCAGACAGAGGUCACCAAAUACGGAAAGCAGUGGGUUUGGAUUAAAGAAGAGUCAGUGGCACAACUUGAAGCAGACUGUAAAGACAAAGUAUAUCUGAGACUAUCCCGCCAGAAUCUCAAGCUUGUCGUUGAGCCAUGGGACGACAAAUCUGUAAAGGACAAGCGGGUAUAG
Messenger RNA from Alternaria arborescens, 1287 nucleotides. RefSeq lists its product as hypothetical. The record is from RefSeq and is a predicted model, not a curated record. Lineage: Eukaryota; Fungi; Ascomycota; Dothideomycetes; Pleosporales; Pleosporaceae. The transcript has a single exon. Bases 1 to 1287 code for a protein of 428 amino acids.